Molecule: messenger RNA, 2697 nt
Organism: Hippocampus comes (tiger tail seahorse)
Lineage: Eukaryota; Metazoa; Chordata; Actinopteri; Syngnathiformes; Syngnathidae
Product: C-C chemokine receptor type 4
Exons: 4
Coding region: 273-1307 (344 amino acids)
Biological process (GO): cell chemotaxis; calcium-mediated signaling; G protein-coupled receptor signaling pathway
Cellular component (GO): membrane; external side of plasma membrane
Molecular function (GO): C-C chemokine receptor activity; C-C chemokine binding
Source: RefSeq, a predicted model, not a curated record
AGAAAAAUGGGUAAGUGUAAAACACUGAUAAUAGGCUUCUGAUUUGCUUUCUUUCGUCAUGUUUGACACACAAAGGGACAUUUCUUAGAAAACCACACAUUACCUCUGUGCAGCAGUCGGAAACAACACCUUCACUUGGCUUUUACCAGAAAACAGCUUUGCCACAGGAUUUGACUCGAAACAGCUAGAAAGGCACAAUAACAGGACAUCCAAAUCUGACACGGCACAGAGGAGACGACAAGGAGCACCGAUUUCAUCAGAGAAUGUGAUUUAUGGAUGCAACAAAGAACGAGACAUUUAUUUACACGGACAUGUAUGAUUAUGAAUAUGAUGGUCCAAAUUCCUCGCGGUUUGGGGAAGAGAGUCCACAGAUAUCGAAAGGAUUCAUGGCCCUGCGGAUUGUCCUUUGCAUGCUGUUUUUUCUUGGUUUGCUUGGCAACACCACUGUGCUCUGGAUUCUCCACCGCUACAUCAAGAUGAAGACAUUGACUGACAUUUGUCUGCUCAACUUGGCUCUCUCAGACCUUACUCUGGCUUUGUCCCUCAUCCUGUGGGCCUACAAUUCUCAGAAUCUUGCCGUAUGCAAAAUCACGACGGGAGUCUAUCAGUUGGGAUUUUACAGUGGGACUUUGUUUGUGACCUUGAUGAGUGUGGACCGCUACCUGGCCAUCGUCCACGCUGUGGCAACCAUGCAAGCCAGGACCCUUGGCUAUGGCUUGUCUGCCAGCAUCGCUAUCUGGGUUGUAUCCCUCGCAAUGGCAACUCCACAGGUGAUAUUUUCCUCUGUUGAAAUGAGUCACAACAACUCCUUGAGUUGCCAGCCGGUUUAUCCAGAGGAAAGUCAGCAGUUUUGGAAAAUGCUCCGAAACUUCAGUGAGAACACAGUGAGUCUUUUCCUGUGUCUACCUAUCCAGAUUUUUUGUUAUGUGAAGAUCCUGCUUGUGCUGUCCAAGACGAGGAACUCAAACAAGGGUCGAGCUGUGAAAUUGAUAUUCAUCAUCGUCUGUGUGUUUGUCGUGUGCUGGGUCCCCUACAAUGCUGUAGUUUUCCUUCAGACACUGCAACUGUUUGAAAUGUUCAACACCUACAAAGCAUCAACUACAAUCAGAUUGGCUAUGACUUGGUCUGAGGUCAUUGCACUGUCACACUGCUGUGUAAAUCCAGUCAUUUAUGCACUCGUCGGGGAGAAAUUUCGGAAGCCUUUGGGGAAUUUGUUCUCCAGAUACUGGUACAAGAGCAGAGGCUCUGUCAGUCAGCGAGACAACUCUGAGAAAGAAACUUCCAACACACAUCUAAGAUCCCAUUAGGAAACUAGAGACUUGGAAUCGGUAGAACGGAGAUUAGCUGAUUCAGAAGAGUGUAACAUAGUGUGCAAUUAAUCGUUGAUUUAAAACUGCCCCUUUCUAACUGCACACGCCUACAAAUAUACCAAAAGAAAGAAAAUUCUACCCACGCACACAGUAAGACUGCACUUUGUAUGAAAAUUGCACUGGGCACAAAAAUAGGUGUUACUGUCUUGAAAUAAGGCAUCAGUUGGCCAGCCUCAGUCAUUUAGCACAGUGCGCUGUUAAGUUGGUAACUUGCUUCGGAGCGAUUAGUCUCAACAUGGUCUCCUAAUCUUCAGAAAGUCCCCAGUUAAAUACAGCAUUUCUGUUCUUGGGGUCAUGGAGUAGUGGUCUUAACUAUUAUUCAUCAUUUGUAGCGAUUAAAAGUACUCAUUCGACUUCAUGUCUAAAUUGGCUUCAUCCUUGCCUGUUUUUUUAAUUUGUUGUUCAGUAUGUACAUCCAACCAACUGUUUUUCCUUCUUUUAGUCAACAAUAAAAAUCCUAUUCCUUUUUUUUUGAUCCCUUGAUGUAACAUAUUAUUAACCUUAGUUGACCAUUGUUUGAUUUGCACAUUAUAACAAUUAAUACGGCAACAUUCCCACAUUACAUAUCAAAUAGCCAUUUGCAUUUGCUAAUCAACUUCUCCCUGCUAUGACAAUGAAGAUGUAUCAGAAUAUGCAUAUGACAUUUUUUUUUACACCGUAUUAUAAAGGCAUGGUAGACUGCUUAAACCUAUCACCUGUCAGUUCAGUCAUCGUGUUUUGUUUAUGGAACCCGGUCACCCUGUAGAAAGUGUGAAUGUGAGUAUGAAGGGUUGUUCAUUCGAUUUGGCUUCUGACUGCGAGAGUCAAGUCAGGGCAAACUCUCCACAUCUUCUUAAACAAACUGUGGGUGCAACAAACUGUGGGUGCAACAUACUUUGUAUGCGGAAUUUCCCAGAUUGUGUAUAGGUUGGUGCUCAAAUUGAGUUGAAGUGGUUAACAUCAUGAGUCUUUCGUUUGUCCUCUCAUUUUUAGUUUCUUUUAUUGUUUGAUUUUACCCUAUUAAAUCCUCAUAAAUUCCUGUUCCCCCCCAUAGAUAGUUUUCUUUGUGACAUACUUCUUCCAAUUCCCAUGUAGAUUUCGGGAAUAAAUGUGCACAUCAUAAGAACUGUAUUGCGUCCUGUGUGUGUGUUUGAAUCCAAGUUAUUCACAUCUAAUCUUCAAAAUCAAACUCAAGGCUCACCAAGACUGAUUUAAUCAGGUUUUUCAUCUGUUUAACCUUUUAUUCAUAGAACAGUCAUGGUGCCCCAACAACAGGUGCAGCAAGUCUCGGCAAGCAAGUGUCACCACAACACUUGUGAAAAUGCCACAAAGCGUCGCGCGGCGCUAC